UGGGCCCCUCAGUCCCAGUCGCUCUUCCCGCGAGUUAGUCUCUCUUGCGUCCUCGCUCGGAAACCAUCUCUCCUCGUUGUAACCAGUGUCUCCUUUUUUCUACCUUUCUUUCUGUCACUCUCUCUCUCUCUCUCUCUCUCUCUCUCUCUCUCUCUCUCUCUCUCUCUCUAUAUCUUGCUGUCCCUCUCUCCCGCCUCCCCGUCCCCUCCUCUUCUCAGCAACUCUCGUCCUCGAUCUAUCGUGCGUCCCUGCGUCGGUGCACCCGGGCGCCCGUCCACCAGUCCCACCAGUCAAAGCCAUCGGUUGGAGUUCGAGAGGAGUUCUCCCGGUCUGUGGUGUCAGUGUUGGCACGUGGAAAGUCAUUCUGUGCAUCGAUGAGACUCUAAAAUAGAGAAAAACGUCGUUUCCCCUACAUUAUUGCAUUUCUUUGGAUUCUCCAGCGAUUCGUAAAGUGCGCGAACAUGAGUGUCCGUAGCGAUUUCUGCCGAUUCCCAAUAUGGAUAUGCGUCAUUGGCUUAGCAGCCGCGAACGUAAACGAUAAUGGUGGCAGCAAAGUACGAUGCUCCGAAUCGACGAUGGAGGUUGAGAUCGCAAGGAGCAGUCCCGAGGCGAGGAUAUACCUGCAGCAGCUCAAGGACUAUCCAGAUGAAGCCUGCAAGCCAAGACUCAGCGACACCGUCGCUACCUUCGCCCUGUCGCUCCUUGAGCAGGACAUGCCGCGUUGCGGGAUUACGCGUGUUCUCAACAAAGUCACGGGUCAGAAGGUCUUUUACCACCGGGUCGUAAUGGAGGAGCCGGCUGAUUCGAGCAAGCACACCUUCACCGUGACGUGCGUCAUCACGGAAGUCCUCGUCCAGCCAGGAAUCUCAAGGACGACGAAUCACACGGCCGUAAGACGGAGUGUCCUUCCGGCAGAGUUUCAGGAGCCCGACGUGAUCGAGAUCCUCGACGAGUGUCAAGGAAACGCUCCCGUGCCGACGCUAGGAGUUGGCGUCAGGCAGGGCGGCACUCUGGUCACCGGCGAGCUGAACGUCAGUCCUGGGACCCCUUUGCAAAUGGAGAUCUUCCUAGACAGAGUAUCGGCGCCAAUCUACGGACUCCUCGUCACCUAUAUGCAGGUUACAGACACGAAAACGCAGGAAGAAACGAUAAUCUUCAAUGGUUGCUCCGUCGAUCCGUAUCUCUUCGAGAACUUUAAUACCGUCGACGGGGACUUCCUGACCGCCAAGUUUCGCGCGUUCAAGUUCCCCGAAAGCACCUACGUCCAGUUUCGCGGCAUCGUCAACGUUUGCCUCGACAAAUGCCAGGGCAUCGAAUGCAGCAAUGGGCAGGUGGGCUACGGUCGCAAGCGGCGUGCCGUCCCCUUUGCUGCCAACGAGAAGAACAAAGUCUUCGAGGUGACCAUGUCGACAUUCAUCAAGAUGGACUUUACGGAUGACGUAAAGAUGGAUCGAUCUCUCUCGGAAUUCAUCCGCAAGGCUGAGAACGCGACGCGCGAAAGACCCGUGAUGGCCGAGCAAAUCAAGGAACACUUUGAGUACAAGGUAGUUGAAACGGAUAGGAACGCUACCAGCGGGACGACGUUCGCUGCUCCCCUGAGCGUCAUCCUCUUCCUCGUCCUCCACGUCCAUCUUUAACACUUUUCACGUGACAAGCACUUCCGCGUCUUGUCCCGAACCUGUAAUGGUGCAUUUAGUAUGUUGCUCGCGUAAGACACCUCGUGUCUCACGGCUAAAGGAAGAGUCGAACGAAGAGGAUGGAUUAGUUAGAAUGUUAAACGAGUCAUGUGAUACUAAACUGUACAAUAUUUUCUAGCGAGUAACCGACAUGAAACAUUGAAAGCAUCCGGCUUAACAAGAAUCUAAAAGAACGCUCGACCUGAUAAGCAAGCAAAUAAUCAACCGGUUAGGCGAUUUCUCCGCUCAGCGACCGCCAUCAUUUUCUCAUGAACUCUUAGCCGCUUUUUCCUAAUUUUGCUUCGCGACAUUCCCGGAACCCAGAAAAUUGGCCUUUGCGAGCGGAGAGUGUCGAGGACGUAGUCUUACGAUUAUGUACUUUUACAUGGGGCACUUCCCAUUCACUUUAGUACGAUACCUAAUGCCAUUGGCCCUUAACCCCAAUAACAUCGAUUAACGCAUUCGCGUAAAAUAACUUGAAAUAUAUGGGAAAAUAUUUUGAAAACAAAAAAAAAUAAAUUUACUACUUCAAAG
This is a messenger RNA of Cephus cinctus (wheat stem sawfly), 2210 nucleotides long. RefSeq lists its product as uncharacterized. The transcript is spliced from 8 exons. The coding region runs from base 462 to 1637 and encodes 391 amino acids. The record is from RefSeq and is a predicted model, not a curated record. Lineage: Eukaryota; Metazoa; Arthropoda; Insecta; Hymenoptera; Cephidae.